Messenger RNA from Melampsora larici-populina 98AG31, 1128 nucleotides. RefSeq lists its product as uncharacterized. NCBI's taxonomy places the organism in Eukaryota, Fungi, Basidiomycota, Pucciniomycetes, Pucciniales, Melampsoraceae. The transcript is spliced from 6 exons. The record is from RefSeq and is a predicted model, not a curated record. Bases 1 to 1128 code for a protein of 375 amino acids.
AUGAAGAAAUUAGAUUGGUAUUUUCUGAUACAACAUUCAUUUAUUUUUUUACAAUUAAAUGCUCAUGAAUAUCAGAAUUUGAAUCUAGAGAUCGAAACAAAAGAAGUUUUGAAUAUCUCAAGAACAAAAGGAGAAAUCAAUCAUGAGGAACUUGACAGAGAUGAAGUAAGAUGUAAAGAUAAAAUUGAACAAAACGUUGAACCCACUGAGUCUGAAUUAAGUACAGAAGAUCAAAUCAAUACAUUUUGGAACUCAAGUAAUGGAAUCAUUAAAUUUAAGAAAACCUAUCUAGAAUCAAAUCAUCCAAGAUUAGUUGACCAAAUCAAUGAACUAAUCCAAUCAAAUCUACAAACAUGGUAUAAGAAAAUCAAUGAAAUAUUUCAAAAGAUUGAAUUAAGAAAUCAUAAUAAAAGAGAUAUAUAUGAAGAAAUUGGAUUAUUUCAAAUCUUUCAUCAUCUUUCAAAUCAGUUUGAGUUACCGUUAAAACUGAUUAAUUCAAUUUGGAUUGAAUUACUUAAAAUGAGAGAUAUGGGAAAAACAUAUACUUAUAAGACCUCCAACAAGAUUUGGUGGAUUGAAGUUGAUAUUGUAAUAAGAUUUUAUGAAUCCAAGAUGAUGGAAAAUAUCAGUUUACUUGAAUCAGGAAGUGAGUCUUACAAUGAUAUCAAACUUGAGAUUUAUAGAAGUCUUACAGCGUUUGUGAUCAUGCAAGAAGAAUUGGAUGAGUAUGGGGUAAAAUUAAUGGGUCAUUGGUCACCAGAAGAUCAAAAGGAACUUUUCAAACUAUGGAUCUCUGAUGGUAUGAGACUUUACUCAAAGUUAAAGUGGAAUCCAAGAUUACAAAAUCUUAUAGAAACUCAAAUUGUUCAAACCAAUUUAAUUAAUUCAUUUCAAAUCCUUAAACUUAAUCAAAGAGCAAUCUCUUUACAAGAAACUAGGUCAAUUUUGAUAACUCAAUCAAGAACUGUUCUUGAAUAUAUUAAGAGUUUGAGACAUGGAAUUACUAUGAAAGAUUUCAUUUCAUGGCAGAUUCUGAUCCAGCCUUACGGUUUAAAGGUAUCUGAAUCUUUAGAUCUAAAAAAUCAAAUCACAAUUAUCAAGUUCUGGUCCACUUGUAAGGACUUCUAA